Molecule: messenger RNA, 2258 nt
Organism: Oncorhynchus gorbuscha (pink salmon)
Lineage: Eukaryota; Metazoa; Chordata; Actinopteri; Salmoniformes; Salmonidae
Product: proton-coupled amino acid transporter 1-like
Exons: 12
Coding region: 573-2009 (478 amino acids)
Biological process (GO): L-alanine transport; proline transmembrane transport; glycine transport
Cellular component (GO): vacuolar membrane
Molecular function (GO): L-alanine transmembrane transporter activity; L-proline transmembrane transporter activity; glycine transmembrane transporter activity
Source: RefSeq, a predicted model, not a curated record
AAAACUGCUUCAAAUGAACCAAAUAUGAGAGACCACGAAAAAGUGACAUAUCACAAUAACGAUAGAUUAUGGUGCGCAUUUUCUGAUAAGAACUAGCCCAGUUUGCUCCAUGGGACAAUACGCAGGGCCCACGCUUGUUGCAACUUGACCAAUUCAAUGUUUGGUGUGAUGUUUUAUACCAGACAACCUUUAUGAUUUCACACUAACGAUAAUUGAUUUAAUUUGGAUGGAAAGUUAGUUUGCUAACAAGCCAGCUAUAAAACCAAGCACCCAAAAUGCAAUCAGCUGAUAUGCGGCAUCUUCCAGGUCAUGUGACAACCCCCCUGGGUUUCAGAAGGGGUCUCCAGAUAGGUAGCUCGAGCUGUUCACUUGUAUGGAACCAGAUAUCGCCUCUUCCUCUCACAACCAGUACAAUAUCGACGGUAGGAAAAAUACUGCUUUCCCAAGACAUGCCCCUCUAGCGAACCUCUUUGAUGUAAAUACUACCGAGCCAGGAAUCACAGCUUUUACAGUGUCUGGAGGAGGAAUCGAAGAGGCAGCAGGAGGAUCCACCCAGCACCAGCGGACCAACCAUGACCACUGACCAUCGUCAAGACGGCCCACGUCCAGUUUUCUCCAGGAUAUCAGCGAGCACCUCUGAGGAGGAUGUUCUCUGUCCUAUUCCACCUCUCCCCCCAGGACGUGAUUCUCGGUAUGAGAGAAUUGGAGGCCAAACAGGGACUUCUUUUUUACAGACCCUGAUCCACCUCCUGAAAGGGAACAUCGGCACAGGGCUUCUAGGUCUACCUCUGGCUGUCAGGAACGCAGGCCUUGUGUUAGGACCUCUGAGUCUAUUUGCCAUGGGGAUAAUAGCAGUCCACUGUAUGAAUCUGCUUGCAAAAUGUUCCCACCACCUCAGUGCAAAGUUGAACAAGCCCUUUCUGGACUAUGGUGAUGCUGUGCAGCAUGGUAUGGAGAAUGUCUCAUGGCUGAGAAGGCACUCAAUAUGGGGGAGGCGGAUAGUGAACGUGUUUCUGAUCAUCACCCAGCUGGGUUUCUGCUGUGUCUACUUCGUCUUCCUCAGUGACAACGUCAAACAGGUGGUGGAAGCUUCUAACGGGACAACCAUGAACUGCCACAGAAACCAGACGGCUGUGACCGUCCCCAGCUUUGACUCCCGUCUCUACAUGUUGUGUCUCCUGCCAGCUGUUAUACUCCUGGUGUUCACCCGCAACCUGAAGUACCUGGCCCCCCUCUCUCUGGCAGCCAACCUGGCCAUGUGUACUAGUCUGGUCCUCAUCUACUUCUUCUGCUUCACGAACAUCCCAAAUCAUAUCAACCUGCCCAAGGUGGGUCAUGCCAAAGACUACCCUCUCUUCUUUGGAACGGCCAUCUUUGCUUUCGAGGGGAUAGGAGUGGUCCUGCCCCUGGAGAACAAGAUGCAGAAGCCUCAGAGUUUCAAUAUGGUUCUAUGUCUGGGUAUGGGCAUCGUCACCUUCCUCUAUAUCAGCUUGGGGACCAUAGGGUACAUCACCUUUGGAGAGGCCAUAGGGGGAAGUAUCACCCUUAACUUACCCAACUGCUGGAUGUAUCAGAUUGUAAAGCUUCUCUACUGUUUUGGUAUCUACAUCACCUUUGCCCUUCAGUUCUACGUGCCAGCUGCGAUCCUGAUUCCUCCUGCGUUGUCCCGCUUCUCAGAGAGAUGGGAACUGACGGUUGAUCUCCUGCUCCGCACUGCGCUCGUAGUCUUCACCUGUGUCCUGGCCAUAUUGGUCCCCCAGCUGGACCUGGUCAUCUCCUUAGUGGGGUCCGUCAGCAGCAGUUUCCUGGCUCUCAUCUUCCCACCACUCCUCCAGAUCCUCACCUACCACAACGAAGGUCUGUCUCCCUGGGUCAUCGUCAAGAACACCCUGAUCUCUGUCAUCGGCUUCCUCGGCUUCAUCACCGGCACCUAUAUAUCCAUCACAGAGAUCAUCAAACGCAACGGCAGACAUGACAAUCUGGAUGUGACCUUCUUCCAGGUCCAGUGAGAGAUCUAGUGAGGAAGAGGAGGAUAUCUUGACAGUAGUUGGGUCUGGCAAACAGUGAAGGCUGGCGGGUGGAUAAAAUCUGAAGACAGACUCAUUUUAGUAUGGAUGGUACCUUCCUUGGAUUUAGUGACACCAGCCUCCACUGCUGUCAAACGAUCGCAGUUAAAAGAUGUCUUCACCCUGACUUCAAACGUGUGUUUUUCUCACUUGCUCUAUUGUCCAUUGAUUAAACAUUUAUUGAUAUUGUGA